AUGCCAGUUGGUCAUAGGAUGAAACACGUUGCCGAUUGCGAACGCGCUCAGGUGGAGGGAGGGCGUAUGACUCUAACACUUGGGUUAGCAGGUCUUUUGAUUGUGACUAUCAAUGGCACCGGCGCCAGUGCAGCUUUUCAACUGGGCCAAAGGGAGACGCCUGAUGAAAGGAGGGCUAGGUGCCAAAUCGACACGGUCCAUCGUGAAGAAUCUAGGGAAAUUGGCGUCCUCGUGUACCAAAGGCCAAUCCGACUGGGAAAAACUUAUUUUGGAGGAGCGUGCCAUGGUUUCCAGGCCUCCGAAAUCGUGAAUCGUCAGGAACCACCACGAGGGCAUUAUCCGGCUGGAGCGUAUGUCAGCUCCAAUCGUGUGACCCCAGAUUUCUUUAGCAAGAGCGACGAAAGGCACCGCAAAGAACAAAUCACGACCGGAAUGAGCUUUCUUCAUUCACUCAUCCACCAAAAGCUCACGGUUGGUCUGAAGAAACCAGACACUGAUCAUAUUGAAGAUGAUGAAUCGAACCUUCCCGCGGAAAGAGGUCCUGAGGCUUCUAGCGAAUCUUUGAUGGCUCGUGACGGAAGCGAUCCAAUCCUGGAUACUGUGGAUGAUGCUGCCAUUAUGUCGUUGGAGAACCUGGUUUUUCUAAACCCGACUCCGGCGGAACAAGCUGCCCACAAACUGGACACGAUCCCCAUCAUGAUUUGUGCUAUGAUUGCAAAUGCAUGUAACCGCCGGUGUAAUGCAAUCCCGCUCGCGAAUGGAUUGAUGACGUUGGCCGGCGGAGUUUCAUGUCGCGUAAACGAGUGGCUCCAAGCUUUCAGUAUGACGAUUUCCAGGCCUUCGAUCCUCAAGGCGUUAGAUCACCUUAGCUGUUUACAAGAAAAACGUAUGAUGGAACUGUUUAAAAUAGGGGUAAAUCCCAAAAAAUAUGCUGAAGAGCUUUUGGUUGCCGCUGGUGACGUCGGGUCAAACCAACUCCUCGAAAGUCUCAGGGUCAAGCGAUUCCCUCCCGUCAAUGGAAUGGAAGGAUUAGAGUGGGUCCUUUCGGUUUUCGGAGGGGCCCACACCACUUGGAACUUUUCCAAAGCAAUAUGGUCUCUCCAUUGGGGGAAUGCCGACAACGGCAAUGAUACCGGCACAUGGAGGUCUUCAUUUGCCAUUGGGGGCGAAUAUAAAAAACCAGAGGCGGCGCAAAGUUUCAAUGCCAUCAUGCGUUCCAUGCAGAUGGUCCAUAAGGCAAACCUACUCUUUAUUAUCACGUCAGUUUAUUCCCGCGUUAUGCUUAACGAUGUUGGGACUUAUCUCAUUGGCCCAGGCCACGGCAGCCAGGUCAUCAAGUCUAACAAACAGCUCGACUUGACCAAAACCUCCGACGUCGAAAACCUUUUGGACCUAGUUUGGAGUGACUAUUUUGACGUUUCGGCUUUAGAACAUGCCAGGACUGAAUGCCCAUUGGUUGGCCUUAGACGAGUUCCUAGAGGUGAACAUUUUCUGGUUAAAGCAGGUCUUUGGCAACACGGGACAUGGUACCGACAUUGA
Molecule: messenger RNA, 1539 nt
Organism: Melampsora larici-populina 98AG31
Lineage: Eukaryota; Fungi; Basidiomycota; Pucciniomycetes; Pucciniales; Melampsoraceae
Exons: 8
Coding region: 1-1539 (512 amino acids)
Source: RefSeq, a predicted model, not a curated record